Messenger RNA from Aspergillus homomorphus CBS 101889, 3387 nucleotides. Its product is annotated as sensor histidine kinase/response regulator. Gene Ontology annotation, biological process: phosphorelay signal transduction system; phosphorylation. The transcript is spliced from 7 exons. Gene Ontology annotation, molecular function: phosphorelay sensor kinase activity. The record is from RefSeq and is a predicted model, not a curated record. NCBI's taxonomy places the organism in Eukaryota, Fungi, Ascomycota, Eurotiomycetes, Eurotiales, Aspergillaceae. The coding region runs from base 1 to 3387 and encodes 1128 amino acids.
AUGGCUCCAGAUCAGACGAAGGUGUUCAGCUUCCAGGCUUUAGACCGAACGGAUGGCCUGCCGCAGCCGCUGUCUGCUUUGUCGUCAGGCGACGAGCGGAACAGCUCAUCGGAGCCUUGCCCGACUCCAGACUCGACCCUGUCCGCUCUUUGUCAGCUCGGUGUCUAUCAAUUGAGCUGCAAAUGUGCGUUUGUGGGCUCUUUCGAGAACGGGGAGACGCAGAUCAUCGCGGAAGCAGGGUCAGCCAAUUUGACGGACAACAAGGCAUCUGUCCUUGGCAUGAUGACCCUAGGUCUACGCCUUGGCGAAGGCGGAACCAUCGGCAGCCCUGGAAUUGCGGAGGACGCAUGCAAUAACAUCAUCCGGGACAUUGCCGCGCAGAUCGACGUCAACUCCCACCCUUUCAUCAAACAGCACCCCCAUGCCAGAUUCUAUGUGGAGGUUCCCCUACGCAGCUCAUCUGGAGAGAUUCUUGGUACAUAUGGUGCUGUAGACGACCAAGCUCGGCCGUCUUUUGGCGAAGUUGAGCUGACGGCGCUUCACGACCUUUCGAAGUCAGUAACAAACCACCUGGAAACUGUCAGGGCUGCACGCCGCCACAUUCAGGCGGACCGGCUGCUCACUGGCCUCACGGCUUUCUCCAAAGGACAGUCCAGUGCACAAAAUGCCGACUGGAGCAAUCGCCGGAAGAGUAUCGCCUCUAGCAGAGUUUCUCCCCGGUCGCUGGAUGUGCCGGAUGUUGGUCGUCUGUCAGUCUCGUCUACAAGUACUCGCGAAGUUUCGCCCUCUUCGAGUCGACAGCGGGAAACUCCCCAGGAGUCGUCCUUCUUCCAGCAUCGGGCCUCCGGCAACACCCAGCCAACUUCACCCUGGGAACAGCAAGGUUCCAGGAAACGAUCGGACGACCCGAACAAACUGGUGAUUGUGCCGGAGUCAGCCGCCUGCGAGAAAACAUUGCAACUGUUUGCUCGUGCUAGUACUUUGUUACAAGAGUGCAUGGGAUUAGAUGGGGUCAUCUUUGUGGAUGCAUCCCGGACCAAUUCGCGCAGCGGCUCAACCGCCAGCGUAGGCGACUGGGACAUACUCUCCAGAGAUAGUGACCUGGGUGUAUCUAGUCGCUCACCGAGUCUCUCCUCCCAUGGACAAUGGGCUGAAAGGUCUUGCGAAGCUCUGGGACUCGCCACAUCCAUCAGAGCGACUGAGAGCAACCAGAGCUCGUUGCGACCAGCAUUGACAGAAGGCUUGUUUCAUGAUCUUUUCAACGCGUGUCCAUAUGGAGAAAUCUUCAAUUCGCCGCAGUCGGUCGGUCUUUCACCUCCAAAUUCGUUCAGGUGCAGGCGCAACAGCCAAUCGCGGAAGGAGAGCGAAGUCACCUUGCGCCAGUCGGUUGAGUCUCGGUUGACACAAACAUUUCCCGAAGCUCGGUCCUUCAUAUUUCUACCCCUCUGGAACUGGAACCGAUCGCGCUGGCUUGCUGGAACCUUGAUAUGGACGUGUGAUGAUCAGCGUUUGUUUGACCAGGAUGAUCUUCACUUCUUGAAAACGUUUGGCGACUCAGUUGUGUCCAAGUAUUGUCAACUUGAGUGGACGGCGACUGAGAAGUCCAAGUCGGAUCUGCUCUCCUCAGUUAGCCAUGAACUGCGGUCGCCAUUGCACGGCAUGCUCACAAGCACAGAGCUCCUGCAAUCGACGGGAUUGGAGUCCGCUCAGCAGGAUAUGGUCACUAUGAUUGAGACGUGCGGUCUGACGUUGCUAGACACGAUGAACCAUUUGCUUGACUUCACAAAAAUCAACAAUCUGACGCUUGCGCACAAGAGAACUGGAGGCACCGCAAGCGUAUUGGACAGAUUGAUGACCGAUUUCGAGUUGGACACGCUCAUCGAGGAUGUGGCUGAUUCUUUGUAUGUCGGCCAUCGGUCGUUGAUCAAUGCUUCCAAGAUUGCGGGACGGUACUUGCAGACGGGCACAGCUAUGUCAAGUGGGGCUACAAAGACCAGCAAUCCUGAUGAUCUGUCCGUCAUCGUUCAAAUCGAAGAUCUCGGCUCGUGGAAUAUUCAAUCGUUAUCUGGCGGCUGGCGCAGAAUCGUUAUGAACAUACUGGGCAAUGCCUUCAAAUUCACCCGGUCGGGAUAUAUUGAGAUAUCACUCGCGAAAAAGGUGCAGAGAGAUGUAGGGUCAAAGCAGGUCUUCGCACACUUUUCCGUUACCGACACCGGGUGCGGAAUCUCGCCUGACUUUCUCGAGCAUCAGCUCUUCAAGCCUUUUGCACAAAAAAAUAUCUUAACUGAAGGUGUAGGGCUGGGCUUGAGCGUGGUGAACCAGGUGGUGACCUAUCUAGGAGGGGAGGUUGAUGUGAAGAGUACUAUCGGCGUCGGAACUCAGGUCGACGUAUAUGUGCCUUUGGAUUUCGUGGCGGAGAAAUUCGCGCCGCCCGAACCUAUUCCCAGCUCGAUAACCCGAGUUUCGUUGGUCGGGUUGAAUGCAUAUGCAGACUUGAGACAAGCCCCAGGCGGACUGCUGCGGCCGGAGGCAAAGCGCAAAUUGGCUCUUCGCAGCGCAUUGAGCAAUGUGCUGUUGAGUCAGCCGGGAUGGAUGCUGUCGUUCGCGGAUUCGAUAGAUAAGUCGAGCGGAGACAUCGGUGUAAUUGAGGAAUCGGCGUUGAAAGCGCUGCAUGAAAAGGGGGGUACCCGACUGAAGUUCAACACAGUCGUUGUGAUCGGGGAGCAGGGGGUAUCUCUUCCUACAGAUCUCACCAUUGAAGGCUCCGACGUGAUCUAUAUUCCACAACCUAUCGGUCCGCGGAAGAUCAUCCAAGCCCUGCGAAGAAUCCACGAAUCCCGCCAAAAUACCCCCUUCAUGGAGCAGGAUUACGUUGUCGGCCCGUUUCCCGGUGCACAACGUGGACGCAGCCUGUCAGAUGCGUUCGCUCUCGCGAAGGGAUCCGAGUCGCCCCCGGUAGUGAGGGAGAACGUCUCCGAAUUCGCCCCCGACAUGACGAGGGCGUCGCGACAAAACGACUUGCAUGUGUUGAUAGUCGACGACAACGACAUCAACAUUAAGAUCCUAACAACCUUCAUGCGUAAGAUUGGAUGCAGCUACGAAACCGCCACCGACGGCCUCAUCGCCCUCGAGAAAUUCAAAGCGUCCCCGAAACGCUUCGAUUACAUCCUCAUGGACAUCUCCAUGCCCGUAAUGGACGGCAUCGAAUCCUCCAGCAAGAUAAGGGAAUACGAGGAGGAAACCGCCCGCCCGCGCACGGCCAUCAUGGCCGUGACGGGCGUGGCCUCGAGCGAAAUGCAGCAGCAGGCCUUCGCCGCCGGCAUCGAUGAUUACCUCGUCAAACCCCUAUCGCUUCACGACUUGAAACGAAUUAUGAAUAUUGCAUGA